AUGGUCCCUGUACAGUCUUUCACAGGUGGGCUGCUGGGCACAGGUGGGGCUGCUGGUCACAGGUGGGGCUGCUGGUCACAGGUGGGGCUGCUGGUCACAGGUGGGGCUGCUGGUCACAGGUGGGGCUGCUGGUCACAGGUAGGGCUGCUGGUCACAGGUGGGGCUGCUGGUCACAGGUGGGGCUGCUGGUCACAGGUGGGGUUGCUGGUGCUGGUGCUGGCGGCUGGCGCUGGUGCUGGUUCCUGGUGCUGGCAGCUGGCACUGGGGCUGGUUCCUGAUGCUGGCGGCUGGCGCUGGGGCUGGUUCCUGGUGCUGGCGGCUGGCGCUGGUGCUGGUUCCUGGUGCUGGCGGCUGGCACUGGGGCUGGUUCCUGGUGCUGGCGGCCGGCGCUGGGGCUGGUUCCUGGUGCUGGCGACUGGCGCUGGGGCUGGUUCCUGGUGCUGGCGGCUGGCGCUGGGGCUGGUUCCUGGUGCUGGCGGCUGGCGCUGGGGCUGGUUCCUGGUGCUGGCGGCUGGCGCUGGGGCUGGUUCCUGGUGCUGGCGGCUGGCGCUGGUGCUGGUUCCUGGUGCUGGCGGCUGGCGCUGGUGCUCAACCGCCGGUGCGACGGGCGAGGUGCAAGGUGGCGCUGGCUGCAGUCGAUGGCGCAAACGCGAUCGCGGGCCGCUGGCGACUUCGCUGGCGACUUCGCUGGCGGGUCGCUGGCGGCGGGUCCGCUGGCGUUCGCCAUAG
Molecule: messenger RNA, 729 nt
Organism: Closterium sp. Naga37s-1
Lineage: Eukaryota; Viridiplantae; Streptophyta; Zygnematophyceae; Desmidiales; Closteriaceae
Source: the annotation of a GenBank genome assembly